CACAUAAGAACAAACUAAUUAGGGACAUAAGUGUCCUUUUAAACACCAUUUGCCAGGCAUGACAAGGCAACAGUACCAAAACUACCAGAAAGCCUGCAACUCCCUCCCAAUUUCGAGCCCUUUCGCUGCUGCUUAAAUUUGCUCAACCCAGAAAAGCCAGAACCACUUUCUCUACUCUCUCUCUCUCUGUAAUUCAAGAAAAGAAAAAGACGAAAAUGGCCUUCGCUUCGCAGCUAAACCAAUUCCCCUGCAAGAUGCUAUCGCUAAACCCAGCGCACCACCGUCUCGCCUCCAAGCCCUUCUCCCUCUUGUUCGCGCCAAACUCUAUCGUGCUCGCCGCCAAAUUCAACAACCAAUUGAAAUUCUCCACCCAUGAGUUCGUCGGGACCCGACCUGCUACCCGGCUCCGGGUGGUGGACGAGGACGAAUGGGGCCCCGAGAAGGAGACCGAGUCGGCUGUGGCUGUGGCUGAGGAUGACAAGCCGGCUGAGCCCGAGCCAGCCGAAACCAGUAGGCUGAAGAAGGCUCUGGUAGACUCGUUUUACGGAACUGAUCGUGGACUGAGCGCCACCAGCGAGACCCGGGCCGAGAUUGUGGAGCUUAUUACUCAGUUGGAGGCCCAAAACCCGACCCCGGCUCCGACCGAGGCCUUGCCUCUGCUCAAUGGCAAAUGGAUUCUAGCGUACACUUCGUUUGCAGGUCUGUUUCCAUUGUUGUCCAGAGGAACUCCAUUGGUGAAGGUGGAGGAGGUUUCGCAGACGAUUGACUCUCAGAAUUUCACCGUACAAAAUUCUGUUCAGUUUGCUGGGCCAUUAGCUACCACUUCUAUUACCACUAACGCCACAUUUGAAGUUCGAAGCCCAAAGCGCGUCCAGAUUAAGUUUGAAGAAGGCGUAAUUGGGACUCCCCAGCUGACAGACUCACUAGUGAUACCAGAAAAUGUUGAGUUUCUAGGACAAAAACUUGACCUCACAGUCUUCAAAAGUUUGCUCACCUCUGUUCAAGACACUGCUUCAUCUGUUGCAAAGACCAUAUCCAGCCAACCCCCGUUUAAGUUUUCCAUCUCAAACAGCAAAGCUGAAUCAUGGUUGCUAACCACAUACCUUGAUCCUGAGCUUCGGAUUUCAAGGGGAGACAACGGCAGCGUGUUCGUGCUGAUCAAGGAAGGCAGCUCCCUCUUGACCCCCUGAUCAAACUCACACACAAUGUACUUGUUCAAGGAUAGGGGGAUGUAAUUUUCUACAAUGAAUGAUAUGAAUAAUUUAAUCACUGGGUUGUACGUAUAGUAUACACACUCUUUGGUGACAGAACAUAUCUUGAGGAAAAA
This is a messenger RNA of Prunus mume (Japanese apricot), 1327 nucleotides long. RefSeq names its product plastid-lipid-associated protein, chloroplastic-like. The record is from RefSeq and is a predicted model, not a curated record. Lineage: Eukaryota; Viridiplantae; Streptophyta; Magnoliopsida; Rosales; Rosaceae.